Chiroxiphia lanceolata (lance-tailed manakin) is the source of this 1064-nucleotide messenger RNA. RefSeq lists its product as uncharacterized. The record is from RefSeq and is a predicted model, not a curated record. Bases 55 to 1008 code for a protein of 317 amino acids. The transcript has 8 exons. Lineage: Eukaryota; Metazoa; Chordata; Aves; Passeriformes; Pipridae.
ACAAAAUAACACGGAUGUGGAAACGUGAAGCUGCUCUUGUCCACACAGGCCCCCAUGGCCUUGGCUACCACCCCCAGAGCUGUGGAGCCACUUGUGCCCAUGGCCAGUUUUCCCUUGGAGAGUCCCCUGGCUCCAUGUGGCAGAAGAGCUGGGAGGAGCAGUGCCGGUGUGAUGGCCCAGGACAUCUGCAGCUCCCCAGGUGCUGGUGAUCUACCAGCUCCUGCCCUCUCUGUGACCCCCAUUGCUGCACAGGAGGGGGAAGAGGUUUAUUUUUGGUGCCAAAUUGUCUGGAAGUCUCCUGAUACCCGAAUUGUCUUCUGCAAGGAUGGGGUGGAGGUGCACAGCCUGAAAGCCCGACAGGGAAAAGGGACCUACUCCAUGUUCUUCCCCAUGAUGAGCAGGAGCACAGGCACAUACACAUGUGGAUACCAGCACAAGGACAAGAGCAACCAAGUGAGGAACUCGGCCCUCAGUGCUCCCCGGAUUCUGAGUUUCAGAGGUGACCUCCCAGCUCCUGACCUCUUCAUAACCCCCAUUGCUGCACAGGAGGGGGAAGAGGUUUUGUUUCAGUGCCAGAUUGCCUGGAAGUCUCCUGAUACCCGAAUAAUCUUCUGCAAGGACGGGGUAGAGGUGAGCAGCCUGAAAGCCCAGCAGCAGAAGGGGAGCUACUCCAUGCUGUUCCCUAUGACGAGCGGGAGCACAGGGACAUACACGUGUGGAUACCAGCACAAGGACAAGAGCAACCGAGUGAGGAACUCAGCCCUCAGUGCUCCCCAGAACCUGAGUGUCACGGCCAUGAAACCUCAGGGCCUCCAGACCUUUUCCCCACAUCUCGUGAUAGGCUUGGUGACCAUCUUUCUCCUCCUUCUGGCUGCAGCCACCUACUGUUUUGUGAGGAAAGGCAGCAGCAAGUUCCGAGCCACGAGGCUAAAGGGACUGAGGACAAUGAAAUGCACUACUCCACCAUCGCCCACGUUGGACGUAAAGGGCCUCGUGUGCAAGAGCUGAACAGCAGCACAACCUAUGCCCUGGUGAGGCCCUCCCACAGCCAGCCCAGGGAGCGC